UCAUACUUAAGUAAGUAAGUUGGAGCUUCAGAAAGAGUUACUGGAAGUCCAACUUACUCGGAGGAAGGAUUUCAAUGGCGGUGGAGUACAGAUGUUGCGAGCCGCACUUCUUCAUUAACAUAAUGAUCGCCGUUUUGCUGGUUCUAUUCGCUGGAAUGAUGUCUGGACUCACCUUAGGACUCAUGUCCAUGAGUCUAGUCGAUCUGGAAGUUCUCGCCAAGUCUGGAACUCCCAAGGAUAGAAUACACGCAGCAAAGAUAUUGCCAGUUGUAAGAAGACAACAUUUGUUACUUUGCACCUUACUUAUCUGCAAUGCUGCAUCAAUGGAGGCACUUCCAAUUUUUCUGGAUAGUUUGGUUACUGCUUGGGGAGCUAUCCUGAUAUCUGUUACUUUGAUACUUCUGUUUGGGGAAAUUAUUCCGCAAUCAGUUUGUUCUAGACAUGGAUUAGCCAUUGGUGCUUCUGUGGCCCCAGUUGUUCGUGUUCUUGUUAUUAUCUGCUUUCCCGUUGCGUAUCCAAUAAGCAAGCUGCUAGAUUAUCUCCUGGGUCAUGAACAUAGAGCUCUGUUUCGCAGAGCUGAAUUGAAAACACUAGUUAAUUUGCAUGGGAAUGAGGCUGGAAUAGGUGGUGAACUCACACAUGAUGAGACAACAAUUAUUGCUGGAGCACUUGAGCUAACUGAAAAGAUAGCUAGUGAUGCCAUGACUCCAAUAUCUGAAAUUUUUGCAAUAGAUAUCAAUGGCAAUCUAGACAGGGAGCUGAUGAAUUUAGUUUCAGAGAGAGGACAUAGCAGGGUUCCAGUUUACUAUGACCAACCAGCAAAUAUCAUUGGGCUUGUUCUGGUGAAGAAUCUCUUGACAAUCAAUCCAGAAGAUGAUGUGCCAGUUAAGAGCGUUACGAUACGUAGAAUCCCCAAGGUUUUGGAAACGAUGCCUUUGUAUGAUAUUCUAAAUGAGUUUCAAAAAGGACACAGUCACAUGGCUGUCGUGGUUAGGAAGUGCUACAAAACAGAAGAGCAGCGUGAUCAUCCUGUCGGGACAGAAAUGGAAGUAAAAGUAGACAUUGAUAAUGAAAGAUCUACUCCUGAAGAAAAAGCUUUGAAAACCAAAAGAUAUCUCCAGAAAUGGAAGAGUUUUCCCAACGGUGGGAGUAAUAAUAAUAAUAGUUCUAUCCGGGGCAGUAGGAGCAAGAAAUGGACGAAUUACAUAUACUCUGACAUUCUACAAAUUGACGGAACCCCACUUCCCAAACUCCCCGAAGAAGAAGAAAUCGUGGGUGUAAUAACAAUGGAAGACAUCAUUGAAGAACUUCUACAGGAAGAGAUCUAUGAUGAGACGGAUCAUCAUUAUGAAGAGUGAGGACUACUAAUAACUAAGUUGUUGGCUUAUAACUGAAACCAGACAAGGAGCAUGAAAUGUCUUGUUUUCGCAUUAUCUGUGAAUAUGCUGAGCGGUAACCAUCAUAUAAUAUAUUGUUUUUGUCAUGUCUAAGUUUGUAUUAAUAGAGUUUACUUACGCUAACAACCUUUCUGUCUUUAUCUUCUUCAUCUUUUGUUUGACAUGUUAAAGGUUUGUUGUAAUAAUAGAAUUUUGAAAGUGGCUCAA
Molecule: messenger RNA, 1604 nt
Organism: Impatiens glandulifera
Lineage: Eukaryota; Viridiplantae; Streptophyta; Magnoliopsida; Ericales; Balsaminaceae
Product: DUF21 domain-containing protein At2g14520-like
Exons: 12
Coding region: 75-1358 (427 amino acids)
Biological process (GO): magnesium ion homeostasis
Cellular component (GO): intracellular membrane-bounded organelle
Source: RefSeq, a predicted model, not a curated record